CCCUAAAAUGAGUCGCAACACAGGCAACUUUUUGUUGCGCUCAUGGUGAUAAUUUAUUUUCAGUACAGAUUUUCAUCAAAGCUUGAUAAAUUCAUGAUAGCCACAUCAAUAAUCGCGUCGUUUGUGGCCGGAAUUACGCUGCCAUACGCCAUAACUCUAGUGGCAAACGUGUUUCAAAACAUGAUUACGUACGACAAGGCGGUGCAAGCUGGGACUCAGGAUGCCGAAGCUUUUCUACUGAGCAUGCAUUACUUUGGCGUCAAGUACUCAUUGAUUGGCGUCCUGUUAUUCUUUUGUGCAUAUCUAGGAUCUGCAUUUAUGAACAUUACUGCUAUAAAUCAGGUGUACAAAAUCAGAGAAGAAUAUUUAAAAGCAGCUUUAAAUCAGGAUUUUGCGUAUUUUGACUGUCAUCAAACUGGAGACUUCGCAUCUAAAAUGGCAGAGGAUGUAAUAAAGUUAGAGGAAGGUAUCGGCGACAAGCUGUCGGCAUUCGUGUACAGCGUGACAACGGCCAUAGGUUGCAUCCUCAUGGCGAUGCUCAAGGGGUGGAAGUUGGCUCUCCUGUGUCUCACCACUACGCCGAUCACGUUUACGCUGGUCGGCUUGACUGGACGAAUAGCAGAUCGUCUCUACAAGCAAGAGGCGCUUGAGACAGGUCGAGCUAGUGCAAUUGCACAGGAAGUACUGAGCUCCAUUCGAACAGUAUACUCUUUCAAUGGUCAGCAGAAAGAAUUGGAGCGGUAUAAAAUACCACUGGCGGCUGCUAAGAAGAUUCAUAUCAAGAAAGAAUUUUUCACAGGCCUCUCGAUGGGUUUUCUGUUCUUCUGCAUAUUUUGCUCGUAUGCUUUGUCAUUUUACUUCGGAAUUUAUCUCAUGAUAAACGAUCCGGAAAACUACAAUGCUGAUGUUAUGUUUUCAGUGUUUUUCGGUGUAAUGACAGCCCUUGGAAAUCUUGGCAUGGUGGGCUCUCUAGUACGUUCGUUUGGCCUGGCCCGAGGGGCUGGAGCUCAGAUAUUUCAUCUUUUGCAAAAUGAGCCAACAAUUAAUCCACUGUUGGACCGUGGCUUGAAGCCCUUUGCGCCUGUAGGAACUAUCGAAUUAAAGAACGUAGUGUUCCACUAUCCGUCUAGACCUGAUGUGCCUAUAUUGAAAGGUGUAAGUCUGACCGUGCAACGCGGACAAUCCGUUGCUCUCGUUGGACACUCUGGUUGCGGGAAAUCUACAAUCAUACAACUCAUUUCCCGGUAUUACGAUGUCAUUAGUGGCAGUGUGUGUGUGGACAAUAUGGACGUGCGUGACCUGUCGGUACAAUGGCUGCGGGCGCAGAUCGGGCUGGUGCGCCAGGAGCCGGUGCUGUUCAACAACACGGUGCGGGAGAACAUACGGUUCGGCCGCGAGGAUGCCACCGACGCAGACAUACGAGAGGCUGCUAAGGAGGCUAAUGCUCAUGUCUUCAUCACCAAACUGCCGAAGGGCUAUGAUACACUGGUAGGCGAACGUGGUGCAUCGUUGUCCGGCGGUCAGAAGCAACGGAUAGCGAUAGCCCGCGCUUUAGUACGAAAUCCUCGAGUUCUUCUGUUGGACGAGGCAACUAGCGCCCUGGAUACUGCUUCCGAAGCUAAAGUGCAAUUGGCACUUGAUAAGGCUGCGGAAGGACGUACGACGGUCAUAGUGGCUCAUCGACUGUCCACCAUUCGACAUGUUGGCCUUAUAUACGUGAUGGACGAUGGCCAAGUCGUGGAGUCAGGCACGCAUGAAGACCUGAUGGCCAACAAGGGGCACUACUAUGAAAUGGUGAAUCUACAGGAGCCUGAACAUGUCGUCGCUACAGAAGAUCAUACGCUGGUUAGAUCGGAAUCUAGCGCGUCAGAUAAUGAAGGUGCUGAAGCUUUGACACUAGUGGAAGAAGACGAAGAAGUGAAAAGGUCUCGUAUGUCGUUCUGGCGGUUGAUAGCCAUGAAGUCGCAGGAAUGGAGGUGGCUGGCGGUGGGGACGGUCUGCUCUAUCGUCAUCGGGUUCUCUAUGCCGCUUUUCAUCGUUGUUUUCGGCGAUUUGUUCGGUUCUAUGUCGGACCCCGACCCUAAUAAGUUAAUGGAAAAAGUAAAGAAAGUAUCCCUUAUGUGCAUAUGUAUUGGACUUGUGAUGGGCACGUCUAAUUUGAUUGAAGCUGUAUCAUUUGGGGUGGCAGGCGCGCACAUGACUGAGAGGCUUCGUUCUCGAAUGUUCGAGCACCUUCUGCGACAGCACGUGGCGUUCUACGAUGAGAGAAGAAACUCCACCGGCGCGUUGUGCGCCAAACUGUCGGCUGAGGCUGCAUAUGUGCAAGGUGCGUCUGGCCAGCGGAUAGGCAUAUGUCUGCAAGGCUUCGGGGCCAUAGGCCUGGCGCUGGUAUUGGCCAUGCUCUUCGAGUACCGUGUAGGAUUGGUCGCGCUGUGCUUUCUGCCGCUCAUCGCUUUCGUAGUGUACCAGCAGGUCAAGGCCGUAAGCCAGGAGUCUUUUGGAAACGCCAAGUCUUUGGAGAAUAGCACUAAGGUGGCCAUAGAGGCGGUGAGUAACAUUCGCACGGUGGUUUGCCUUGGCCAGGAACGUCUAUUCGUUCGAGAGUACGUGCGUCAACUGGCCCCAGCACUUAAAGACGCCAAGAAGGCCGCGCACUGUCGAGGACUCGUCAACGGCCUCUCGCGUUCCAUUUUCAACUUCAUCAAUGCCACAGCACUGACAUACGGUGGAAGUCUCAUUGUGGCUGAGGGUGUUCCCUACGAAAAUAUUCUAGUGACUACACAGUCUUUGCAAAUGGCGUCAGGUCAAGCGCAGAACGCGUUCACGUUCGCUCCCGAGUUCCAGAAGGGCGUGAGUGCAGCUUCCCGAAUCGUUGCACUGCUUGAAACGAAGCCACAGAUAUGUGAUCCGGCUACACCUGUCAUCACUCCAUUUAGGCCGAAGGGUGAGGCGAGCUUACAUGAUGUGCAGUUUCGAUACCCCAGCAGGCCGGGAGUGCAAGUAUUACGAGGGUUGGACUUGAAGGUUGAGAGAGGCAAAACGAUAGCGCUGGUCGGGCACAGCGGCUGCGGCAAGAGCACGGUCAUACAACUUCUGCAGAGAUACUACGAUCCUGACGUCGGAGAAGUGUGUUUAGACGGGUUACCUCUGCCGGGGCUGUUGCUCUCGGAGGCUCGUUCGGGCUUCGGCCUGGUGUCACAGGAGCCUGUACUCUUCGACUACAGUAUUGCGGAGAACAUCGCGUAUGGGGACUAUGAACGUGGGCCUACGCACGAAGAGAUCGUGCAGGCAGCCAAGCAAGCUAACAUACAUAACUUCAUUGUGUCAUUACCGCAGGGGUAUGAGACGAACAUAGGCGCAAAAGGCAUGCAGUUGUCUGGUGGACAGAAGCAGAGAGUGGCAAUAGCGCGGGCUCUGAUACGACAUCCCAAGAUUCUGCUCCUAGACGAGGCCACUAGUGCUUUGGAUACUGAAAGCGAGAAGGUAGUGCAAGAGGCUCUAGACGCCGCCAAAGCGGGUCGCACAUGCGUGACCAUCGCGCACCGGCUGAGCACGGUCCGCGACGCCGACCUCAUCUGUGUGAUCGCCAAGGGACGGGUCGCUGAGGCCGGCACACACCACCAACUGCUCGAAGCUAAGGGCUUGUACUAUGAUCUACACGCUCACGCCAUAUAAAUCGUUAUGUC
Messenger RNA from Helicoverpa zea (corn earworm), 3686 nucleotides. Its product is annotated as ATP-dependent translocase ABCB1-like. The record is from RefSeq and is a predicted model, not a curated record. Gene Ontology annotation, molecular function: ABC-type transporter activity; ATP hydrolysis activity; ATP binding. Gene Ontology annotation, cellular component: membrane. Gene Ontology annotation, biological process: transmembrane transport. The transcript is spliced from 22 exons. Lineage: Eukaryota; Metazoa; Arthropoda; Insecta; Lepidoptera; Noctuidae. The coding region runs from base 43 to 3675 and encodes 1210 amino acids.